Messenger RNA from Colletotrichum paranaense, 1443 nucleotides. Its product is annotated as cytochrome P450. Lineage: Eukaryota; Fungi; Ascomycota; Sordariomycetes; Glomerellales; Glomerellaceae. Gene Ontology annotation, molecular function: oxidoreductase activity, acting on paired donors, with incorporation or reduction of molecular oxygen; iron ion binding; heme binding. The transcript has 7 exons. The record is from RefSeq and is a predicted model, not a curated record. The coding region runs from base 1 to 1443 and encodes 480 amino acids.
AUGAAAUCGUUCUUUGAUCUCGAUAGUCUUCUACUCUGGCAUUAUGCUCGCGACUAUACCAAUGGAAACCACGGCUUGGCAAUGACCUUUUUGGGCCUCACCGUAGGAUUAAUCGUUUUGCUAUGCGCACUCUUGCCAGACAAACAAAAACUCGUUCCUGGUGUUCUAGUCGUUGGUGGGAAUGCUAAACACAGCAUCAAGGCAAAUCGAGAGCGGUUUCGCCAAAAUGCAAAGGAGAUGCUUCAAGAAGGGUACAAGCGCGCGAAAGGCGACUUCUUCUACGUCCCCAGUCCACUAGGAGAACGUCUGAUGAUUCCCUCGAAAUACUUAGAGGAGCUCAAGACGGCCCCAAUCGACCAGGUAGACUUUGUUGCUACGUUUAUCGAGAUGUUCGAGGGUAAGUACACCACCAUGGGGACCGACGUAAUGCCGGCAGUGCAGAAGGAAAUAGUUGACGCAUUCAAUGACACAUUUCCUGCUUGUGAAGAUUGGACGCCCGUCCCUGUCGUCCACACAUUGACGCAGAUUGUGGCAAGAGUCUCGAGUUGUAUGUUCGGUGGCACCACUCUAUCUCACAAUCGAGAAUGGGUACAAUCAUCUAUCGACUUCGCCAUUGACGGCUUCAUUGGCGCUCAGAAGCUGAAAAGAUAUCCCGAGGUCCUAAAGCCAUUUGCAGCUCGUUUCAUUCCGGAGAUUACCAAGAUCGCCGGCCAUUACGCCGCUGCAGAAGCUGCAGCUAUUCCACUGCUCGAAAGUCGCCUUCGCACUGGAGAUAAAGCUGAAGAUCUUCUAUAUUGGAUGGCCGAGCAGGCGAAAGGCGAAGAGCGUGACAUGGCAUUCCUGGCCAGUAUUCUCUUGAAGCUCAUUUACGACCUAUGCGAACGUCCUGAAAUCAUUGAAACAUUGCGGGACGAAGUCGAGAGCCUUACUGGCAACGAUGAUUUGAUAACAAAAUCGGGCUUCUUGAAAAUGGCGAAGAUGGAUAGUUUCAUGAAAGAGAGCCAAAGGUUUAAUCCUCUCCUUCUAAUCACAUUCGAGAGAGUGGUUCACCGGCCUUUUACACUAUCCUCCGGGUUUACAAUUCCAGCUCAUACCACCAUUGGGAUUCCAACACAAGCUAUCACAAUGGAUGAAUCUCUUUAUCCGGACCCUGAAACUUUUGAUGCGUUUCGUUUCGCCAGGAUGAGAGAAGAGCGCUCGGAUAUGGACGGUCGCGCCCAGUAUGUCGCGUCGAAUCCGACAUCUUUGAGUUUUGGCUACGGGCGCCAUGCUUGUCCAGGACGCUUCUUUGCGGCUCAUGAGAUCAAAGCCAUAAUGGCCCAUCUGUUGAAAAAUUACGAGAUGCGAUUUACACAUGGACAGGGACGCCCGCAAAGUGUACGAGCGGAAACACAAUAUCUACCGGACCCAUGGGCGACUGUGGAGUUCAAGAAGAGACUCUAG